AUUGUGACCCCAUGAACUGUAGGCUGUCAGGCUCCUCCGCCCAUGGGAUUCUCCAGGUAGGACCUUGCUCAUCCUUUAGUGUUUCAUGAUGAUAAACAGUUCUGCCUCUGCACGCAAUCACAGCGUAGGGCUUGCUCCCCACACCCACCAAGCAAAAUCUCCCAACACCAGCUGGGCGUCCUGCAACAAAUCAACUCAGUGCUGACGCUCUCCCACAGGUUGAGGACUCAGCCCUACAAAACUGACCCCCUCCCACCUGCCACCCGCACUUCAGACGCCAGUCACAAGCCCCCGGUUGUUACCUGUGCUUCUGACCAACUGGCUAUAAGUCAGAUGUUCCCAAGACCCCAUCCUCGGGUUGGAUUAACUUGCUAGAUCAGGUCACAGAAUGCAGAGAAACGUGCCUGCUGCUGGUUUCUUCUAGGAUGUCACUCAGGAACAGGAGAAGGGAGAGGAGCACAGGGCAGGAAGUGGGGAAGGAGCCCAGCGCUUCCGUGCCCUGCCUGGAGAGCCUUCCUCACCCGCUCUGUUCACUUUCAGACCGUAAGUGAGAUCAGGGCAGCUUGUGUGUGCAGACCAUCAGGCAAGCAAAGCCCUUCUGAAAAGCCCUUCAGGACGCCGGCGGUCUAGGGGUGAACCCACAGCAAGUGUGGCUGCAGUUUCAUCUAAUGGCUUCAAAGGGCCGGACUUAUUCCAAGACUUAAUGCGAACUCCCUUAUUCCUACCACGUAUUUGCAAAGGAUUGUGCCCAGUUCCGUCGAUUUGGAAUCUGAGUUACUUCGAAUUGAAGCCACGUGCUCUCGGGCCCAGGUAGAACGGUGGCGCGUGGGUCUACAAAUAGGGUCGUCCUGAGGGCAGCUGGAGCUCGCAGGGGCAGGGGAGACAGAGCCCAAAGGCAGGACAGGUGAUGAGACGCCGGUCUGGUGCUGAACCGUCCCCCUGAGGGGUGGGCAUCUUUCCCUCUCCGCCCUGGAGCGGCCCCUCACCGCCUUCCCGCCCGGCACACACGGGACCUGUGUCGCGCCUUCACCGGGCAGCGAGAAGCGGCGCCUUAACCUGGGGGCACAAAGGGGAUACCUCGAAGCCAGGCGGAGCCCAGCGUCCAGAGGUGAGGACCGAGGCUGCGGGGCGGGGCGGGCCUCAGGCUACAAGCCUACACUUCCUCCUCCUCCCUUUCUGCCCUGACCUGUGGCCUCACGUCGGACUGGGAGAGGGGAAUUCUUGCGUGUAAAGUCCAGCAGGUGGAGGGACACCUGGGUCCCUCGGCAGCGUCCACAGACAUGACCGGCGCUGGCGGGGGCCUCCAGGCCUGGGGGAGCCUGCUGCUGCUGGGCCUGUGCAGCUGGACAGGGGCCAGGGCGGCAGCCCCCAACCCCGUCAGGAACCUGACUGUGCAGGCUCAGAACAGCAGCUCCAUCACCCUGAGCUGGAAGGCGCCUGAAGGCCCUGAGCCUGAGUACUACUGGGUCCAGUGGACUGAUGACGGUAAUACAACUGGGUCUCAAAGCACAGCAAAUACCAGCUUCACAGCGGAAGGACUUGAAGCCGGGACGUUGUACGAGUUCUCUGUGAACGCAGUAAAAGAUGGACUCAACAGCUCCUGGGUGGCUCUCAAUGCCAGCACAGCUCCCAGCGAGGUUAUAGCCCUACAGAAGCAAAAUCAGACCAACAGCUUCAUCACCCUGAAGUGGGAGGCCCCUGCAGACCCACGGCCCCAGUCCUAUGUAUACUGGGUCCAUUGGGCCAGCAGAGGACAUCUCCAGAGGAAGCAAGGUCCCCAAGGACACCAGGACAACCAGACGGGCAGGACCAAUGGGACUCGCUAUACGGUGGAGGCACUGGUGCCCGGGACUUGGUACAGCUUCAACGUGUGGGCUGAGAGCAACGGUGUACACGGUUGCAAACAGAGCCUCAAUGCGUCCACGGUCCCAGAUCCUGCCAACAUCACCUCCUGUGUCAUCACCUCCGGGGGCCACGAGGUCAUCCUGGCCUGGUCCUGCCCCCAGGGAGGCUACGAGGCCUUUGAACUGAAGGUUGGGGGGCAGCUGGGCCCCCAGAACAACUCCUCCUGCGGGGAAGCCGUGAAGGUGCCGUUACUCAGGCCGGCUCAGUCCUACUCAGCCACCGUCACAACCCUCUGGGAUGAAAUGAGGGCCCCGUCUGCCUCGGUGGUCUGCCACGCGGAGAGCGGGCACGCGGGGGUCAUUGCCGGCGCCGUGCUCAGCGUCCUCCUGUUACUCGUCCUGGUGGGCCUGCUUCUCUUCUUCCUGAAGAGGAGGCAUAGACAGAGGGAGAAGAAACCCGCACCCAAGGAUCUGGAGAUCAGGUUCCCAGGGGACAUCCUGGCGGAAGACUUUGCCGAGCACGUCUGGAGAAACGAGAGGGACAGCAACUAUGGCUUUGCCGAGGAGUACCAGCAACUGGUCCUGGAGGACCACGGCCAGUCCCAGACGGUGGCCUCAGCCCCAGAGAACAGCGCCAAGAACCGCUACAGAAACGUGCUGCCCUACGACUGGUCCCGAGUGCCCCUGCGGGCCCUCCUCGGACAGCCGGGCUCUGAGUACAUCAACGCCAGCUUCAUCCCCGGUCUCUGGAGUUCCCGGGAGUUCAUUGCGGCCCAGGGCCCCCUGCCGCAGACCGUGGGCGACUUCUGGCGCCUGGUCUGGGAGCAGCAGAGCCACACCCUGGUCAUGCUGACCAACUGCGUGGAGUCCGGCCGGGUGAAGUGUGAGCAUUACUGGCCUCUGGACGCCCAGCCCUGCACCCACGGGCACCUGCAGGUGACGCUGGUGGGGGAGGAGGUGGCGGAGGACUGGGCGGUCCGGAACCUGACGCUCCGCCAUGUACAACAGCAGAAGACUUUGCCCGUGCGUCAGUUCCACUACGUGACCUGGCCAGACCACGGCGUGCCCCACUCCCCAGACCCCUUGCUGGCCUUCUGGAGGAUGCUCCGGCAGUGGCUGGACCAGACGGUGGGGGGCGGGCCUCCGAUCGUGCACUGCAGCCUCCAGAAUAGCCCCGCUAAAUACCCGACCUCUGGGUACUCCAAAGACGGAGCUCUCCAGUCAGCGGGGGGCUUCCGGCGCCCCCGUGGCCUGACGCCUCCUUGUCCCUGCCUAGCGCUGGCGUGGGCCGCACGGGCACCCUCAUUGCCCUGGAUGUGCUGCUGCGGCAGCUGGAGUGCGAGGGUCUCGUGGGGCCCUUUGCCUACGUGAAGAAGAUGCGGGAGAGCCGCCCGCUGAUGGUGCAGACUGAGGCCCAGUACGUCUUCCUGCACCAGUGCAUCCUUCGGUAUCUGCAACAGUCAGCCACAGUGCGGGCUCAGGAGGGGGCCACCUACGAGAACCUGCUGAUGGAGAAUGUAGCUGCUACAGAGGCCUAAGCUGUGGGAGGGCUGAGACCCCUGCCCUUCUAGACACAGACUCUGCACCCCUGCUUCAGCCCAGAUGCCUGGGCCCUGGGACAGCUGAGGGCUGGGGUCCCAGACCCCCGGGCCCUGAAGGAAGAGAGGGGACCGGCAGCCUAGAUUCCUACUUCCUGGAGAGGGGGCAAGCCCAGAUCCUGGAUUUCCAGUUCCUUGAAGAAGGAGAGGGAUGGGGGUCCAGGAGUCUCUUGGUUUUUGUUUGAGGCAGGAGAAGGCAGGGUCUCAAGGAAACAAGCUGAAUUCUGAGGAAGAAAGGAAGUAACGAGGCUCCAGAAUUCUGGUCACCUGAGGAACAAGGGUGAGCAGAGACCUGCCCACCUUUUACUCCAGAAACCAAAUCAGUCUUCAAGAAUCUGAGGUUUCCCCUUCCCCUGCCGCCUGUACAUAUUUUUUUUCUUUUAUCCCAUAACUUAUUAAAUCACUAUUUUCCCCAGAGA
Molecule: messenger RNA, 3861 nt
Organism: Capra hircus (goat)
Lineage: Eukaryota; Metazoa; Chordata; Mammalia; Artiodactyla; Bovidae
Gene: PTPRH
Product: protein tyrosine phosphatase, receptor type H
Exons: 15
Coding region: 1281-3215 (644 amino acids)
Biological process (GO): protein dephosphorylation
Molecular function (GO): protein binding; protein tyrosine phosphatase activity
Source: RefSeq, a predicted model, not a curated record